Messenger RNA from Carassius carassius (crucian carp), 969 nucleotides. RefSeq names its product WBP2 N-terminal like (gene wbp2nl). Gene Ontology annotation, biological process: positive regulation of DNA-templated transcription. Gene Ontology annotation, molecular function: transcription coactivator activity; chromatin DNA binding. Bases 152 to 925 code for a protein of 257 amino acids. The transcript has 8 exons. Gene Ontology annotation, cellular component: nucleus. Lineage: Eukaryota; Metazoa; Chordata; Actinopteri; Cypriniformes; Cyprinidae. The record is from RefSeq and is a predicted model, not a curated record.
GGGGGCGGAGAUAGGAGUCACGUGGUGCCGGAAAUAAAGUGCGCAGCUGUUUAUCCAAGCGUUCAUCACUGAUCACAGAUUAAUAACACACUCCUUUACUGAAUAGCGUCGUGCUGAAACUAACGUCUGUUUUCAUCGAGUGUUGAUCGACAUGACGCUGAACCGAAACCAUCACCCAAACGGAGGAGUCCUGAUCCAGGCCGGAGAGAGCAUCUUACGAGAAUGCAAGAACGUCGAGCUUUCCUUCAGUGACAUCACGCCCAAAAACGAGCUGUUCAAGGGGACCAAGAAGGGCUCUGUGUUCCUCACCCAGUACAGGAUGGUGUUCGUCAGCAGCACGGUGAAUGAGAAGUUCUGCUCCUUCAUGUUCCCGUAUUACCUGAUGAAGAACUGCAGCAUCGAGCAGCCCGUGUUUGCUGCAAACUACAUCCAGGGGUUGAUCAAAGCCGAGGCGGGAGGUGGAUGGGAAGGUCAGGCCAACUUCAAGAUGUCUUUCCCCAGCGGAGGAGCCAUUGAGCUGGGACAGCACCUCUUCAAACUGGCCACCAACGCGUCUCGAGCUCCUCCGGCUCAGAACGGAGCGUUUGGAUUGGCUGUAGGGAUGAACGGAUACGCCAGUCCAGCCAUGCCACAGAUGCAGCCGUACCCAUAUCCCAGCAUGCCACAGGCCGGGUACAACCCCUACCCACAACCCCCUGCAGCAGGUGUGUAUCCCAGCGCUCCCAUGUACAUGGCUCCUCCUCCUCCGUACCCUGGACCUCCUCAGAACUGGUGUCCUCCUCCAGUGGCUAAUGGAAACGCUAAAGCAACAGAAGCGGCCAGCAGCGCCUUCUACAAUCCCAGCAACCCUCACAGCGUCUACAUGCCCAUGGAUCAGCCUCCUCCGUACUAUCCUCCUGAGAAUCCAGAGAAGAAGAACAACUGAGACUCGCCUGGAGGACACCGUGAUUCGCUCGUGUGAUUCGCUCG